AUGGUGACUGUACUCCCUCCUAUUUACCACAGCAGUUGUUUGCGACACGCUGCAGUCUCCGGUCUCCUUCUUUCCUGGAAGUUAAAAGUUUCUUCCUUCCAUUUAUCUACCAGGUAUGAUUAUGUUGAAGUGAUUGAUGGAGAUAAUGCUGAAGGACGCUUGUGGGGAAAGUACUGUGGAAAAAUUGCUCCUCCUCCUUUAGUGUCUUCAGGACCAUAUCUUUUUAUUAAAUUUGUUUCCGACUAUGAGACUCAUGGAGCAGGAUUUUCUAUCCGUUAUGAAGUUUUCAAAAGAGGACCUGAAUGUUCCAGAAACUUUACUUCAUCAAGUGGAGUGAUAAAGUCUCCUGGUUUCCCUGAAAAAUAUCCCAAUGGCCUUGAAUGCACUUAUAUUAUCUUUGCACCAAAGAUGUCUGAGAUUAUACUGGAAUUUGAAAGCUUUGAACUAGAACCUGAUUCAAAUACUCCAGGGGGAGCGUUCUGUCGCUAUGACCGAUUGGAAAUCUGGGAUGGAUUCCCUGAUGCUGGCCCGCACAUAGGACGUUAUUGUGGGCAGAACAACCCAGGCCGCGUUCGCUCAUCAACAGGGAUUCUUUCAAUGGUAUUUUACACCGACAGUGCAAUAGCAAAAGAGGGAUUCUCAGCAAACUACAGUGUGUCACAGAGCAGCAUAUCAGAAGAUUUCCAGUGCAUGGAACCACUAGGUAUGGAGUCAGGAGAAAUUCACUCUGACCAAAUCACUGUCUCCUCCCAGUACAGCACUAUCUGGUCUUCAGAAAGGUCCCGACUAAAUUACCCUGAAAAUGGAUGGACCCCAGGGGAAGAUUCUAACAGAGAAUGGAUACAGGUAGACCUAGGCCUUCUCCGCUUCGUUUCUGGAAUCGGCACCCAAGGAGCCAUCUCAAAAGAAACAAAGAAAGAAUAUUACCUGAAAACAUACCGUGUGGAUGUCAGCUCCAACGGAGAGGACUGGAUUACUCUUAAGGAGGGAAACAAAGCCAUUGUAUUUCAAGGGAACAGCAAUCCUACUGACGUUGUUUACAGACCUUUUGCCAAGCCAGUUUUAACACGUUUUGUACGAAUUAGACCACUGUCUUGGGAAAAUGGAGUAUCACUGAGAUUUGAAGUUUAUGGUUGCAAAAUAACCGAUUAUCCUUGCUCUGGGAUGCUGGGAAUGGUGUCUGGGCUCAUUCCUGACUCUCAGAUUACUGCAUCUACUCAAGUUGAUCGAAACUGGAUCCCAGAAAAUGCUCGUCUCAUAACAAGCCGUUCAGGCUGGGCACUGCCACCAACUACGCAUCCAUAUACAAACGAAUGGCUUCAGAUAGACCUUGGUGAGGAAAAAAAAGUGAGGGGUAUAGUUGUCCAAGGAGGCAAACACAGAGAAAACAAAGUGUUCAUGAAAAAAUUCAAGAUCGGCUACAGCAACAAUGGCUCAGAUUGGAAAAUGAUCAUGGAUUCCAGCAAGAAAAAGAUAAAGACUUUUGAAGGCAACACCAACUAUGAUACUCCUGAACUGAGGACUUUUGAACCUGUAUCAACUAGAUUCAUUCGUGUCUACCCUGAGAGAGCCACACACGGAGGCCUGGGACUGCGAAUGGAACUGCUGGGCUGUGAACUGGAAGCUCCUACGGCUGUCCCCACCAUUUCCGAAGGCAAACCUGUAGAUGAGUGUGAUGACGACCAGGCAAACUGUCACAGUGGAACAGGUGAUGACUACCAACUGACAGGUGGUACUACGGUGCUGAAUACUGAAAAGCCAACAGUAAUAGACAAUACUUUACAACCAGAGCUGCCAGUGUACAAUUUCAACUGUGGAUUUGGCUGGGGUUCCCACAAGACUUUGUGCCACUGGGAACAUGACAACCAAGUGGAUUUAAAAUGGGCAAUCCUGACUAGCAAAACUGGGCCUAUUCAAGAUCAUACAGGAGAUGGCAACUUCCUUUACUCGCAAGCUGACGAAAGCCAGAAAGGCAAAGUGGCCCGACUGCUGAGCCCCGUGAUUUACUCGCAGAACUCAGCCCACUGCAUGACUUUCUGGUACCACAUGUCCGGCGCCCACGUCGGCACCCUGAAGAUCAAGCUGCGAUACCAGAAGCCCGACGAAUACGACCAGGUUCUGUGGACUCUGAGCGGGCACCAGGCAAACUGCUGGAAAGAAGGACGAGUUCUUCUCCACAAGUCUGUGAAACACUAUCAGGUGGUUAUUGAAGGAGAAAUUGGAAAAGGAAAUGGAGGAAUUGCCGUGGAUGAUAUUAACAUUGACAAUCGUGUAGCACAAGAGGAUUGCAAAAAAUCAACUGAUGUGGAGAAUGAAAUAGAUGAAGAAGACCCAGAAAGUGAUCAAACAGGGUUCACACCUCCAUAUCGCACAGAUGAGGACUACGACGAUAACAUCUCCAGGAAACCAGGCAAUGUCCUGAAGACCCUAGAUCCAAUCCUCAUUACUAUCAUAGCCAUGAGUGCACUUGGGGUGCUCUUAGGAGCUAUCUGUGGAGUUGUUCUGUACUGUGCCUGUUGGCACAAUGGAAUGUCGGAGAGGAACUUGUCUGCACUGGAGAAUUACAAUUUUGAACUGGUCGAUGGUGUAAAAUUGAAAAAAGAUAAACUAAACACACAGAAUUCUUUUUCGGAAGCAUGAAGGUAUAAAGCGACUAGAGAAGUUUCAGAGAAUUGGAAUGGAAGGACAUAACUCGGUCGUGCUGGGGAACUGUUGAUCUUCUUUUACUGUACAGGCUGAAAAGUGCAUUGAUGACACUGAGCCAAGCUAUUCUCAGGAGCUUCAAUGAGUGUGUAAUGGAUAAACACGGACAACAAUCUGUGUUAACAAUCUGAAUCAUGUACAGUCUGCUUUUUCUGUUGGUUUUAUUUGAAGUAAUCAAAUGCUGGUGUUGAGACCAAGUAUGAUUGACUUAUAGUUCAUUAUGUUUUUCUUUCUCUCCCUCCCUCUCUUUUGUUUCCUUUAAUGGAUAAUUUUGAUUUUUACUGUGCAAAAUCCAAGAUGCUGUCAUAAACUGUAUUCAGUGGGGUCCUUUGGAUGGACAUGCUGUCUGUAGCUCAGUGCCCAGAAAAUGUUGGAGUAACAGCAAUUUAGUGGACUCCUGCACCUGUAUUUGUGUAUAAUUGCUCGUGUUGUGCAUAGGCAAAGAAGGGUUAGGAUGUUAUUGAAAAGUACUGCUGCAUCAGUACCAAUAUAGUGUGUCAGCUCUGUUUAUGAAG
This is a messenger RNA of Tinamus guttatus (white-throated tinamou), 3218 nucleotides long. Lineage: Eukaryota; Metazoa; Chordata; Aves; Tinamiformes; Tinamidae. The record is from RefSeq and is a predicted model, not a curated record.